GGAACUCAUGUCGAACGGUGACGCCGAAGACCCAUCGCGCGAAGUAAAUUUGACCCUACCCAGGUCAUGGCGUGUCGAAUCCACUGACGCGUUCGGGUCUGUAGGCAUGUUUCUUGCUGGGAUAGUGAUGGUCACCAAGAAUAGAUACUUGGUGUGGCCUGUUCUUGUCUUGGCCAUCAGCGGCGUUAUGAAUCAGCGCCCCAUGCGCUACAAGGAUAGCGGGAAUAGCCCGUGGACCAACCUGACAAUGGCUAUUUUCGCUCUCAUCAUCUCUCACUUACCCAUGCUUACGUUCACGGACCCGAGAACUGGUGGUAUUCGAUUCUCGUAGAGUUGUCAACCGUAGUAUACAUUUCAUCAUACAACCGCACACCAAAUACAUUGAAAUAUUUUGUCUUGGUAGCGCUCAACUCA
Molecule: messenger RNA, 414 nt
Organism: Pisolithus orientalis
Lineage: Eukaryota; Fungi; Basidiomycota; Agaricomycetes; Boletales; Pisolithaceae
Exons: 4
Coding region: 8-331 (107 amino acids)
Source: RefSeq, a predicted model, not a curated record